Emys orbicularis (European pond turtle) is the source of this 2244-nucleotide messenger RNA. It is a transcript of the gene VIT, whose product is annotated as vitrin. The record is from RefSeq and is a predicted model, not a curated record. Gene Ontology annotation, biological process: positive regulation of cell-substrate adhesion; extracellular matrix organization. Bases 1 to 2244 code for a protein of 747 amino acids. Gene Ontology annotation, cellular component: interstitial matrix. The transcript has 18 exons. Lineage: Eukaryota; Metazoa; Chordata; Testudines; Emydidae.
AUGAAGGCAUCAAUCAUUGCAACCUUCUUUGCUUUGUUUCUGACUUGUACAUAUGCAACUAAAGAAGCCACAAAGAAGAACAAAAAGGCUAAACUAUAUGUACCUGAGCUAGACUGCGAUAUCAAAGCAGGGAAGAUAAUCAAUCCGGAAUUCAUUGCAAAAUGUCCACCAGGAUGUCAAGACAUAAAAUACCGUGUUUAUGGCACCGACAUUUACGCUUCUUUUUCCAGUGUGUGCAGUGCUGCUAUUCACAGUGGUACAAUUGACAACUCAGGAGGGAAAAUCCUUGUUCAGAAAGUUGCUGGACAAUCUGGUUACAGAGGGAGCUUCUCCAAUGGAAUCCGAUCCUUGUCCCUACCACGCUGGAGGGAGUCCUUCAUUGUUUCAGAAGGCAAACCAAAGAAAGGUGUGACAUACCCAUCAACGCUUGAAUAUUCUUCCUCAAAAAGCUCACCUGUUAAAGCAGAAUCUAAAAAGUCGGCACAAGAUAUAAAGGCUACCAGGAAUACAGACACCUCUAAUGCAUCAGAAAAAUCACCUGAACAAGCCGAUGCACUCCGCAAAGAAUAUCAGACGUCUCCGGUACCGGUACCAACUACACAAGUUACCGCCACAACGCUGAAGCCCACCACGACUCCGGAACCCAUCAGCACAACACCAAAGCCAACUACAUUCCCUGCAACAACCAGCACUACAACUACUAUUACCGCUGCCAAACCUCGAUCUGCAGUGCAUAGGGUCAGGGAUAUAGGUCCUAGCAGCGUCCAUCCAGUUUACUCAGCUGUGGCAGCUGCAGCAUCAAGGCAGGUUCAGGCUGCACAAGGAAGAGGCCAGAAUCAAGCAUCCAGGGGCACUUCACCGUACGCAAGUAUCAGAAAUAUUCCUCGAGCCAAUACAGGUAUUCAACGCCAAGAGCCUGUUGCAGCCUUCCGGAAACCUGCCGGGUCUCCAGUCCAUCUCGCUUUGGAAACUGACUUGUGGAAACCUGGAUCAAGCCUUUUUGACACAGGCUUCAGUUCAAAGGAAGAAUUGAAUCCGAAACCUUUGGAGCCAGUUUCCCAGGGAAACCCAAACUGCAAAGUUGAUUUGUCCUUCUUGAUUGAUGGGAGCUGGAGCAUCGGUAAACGCCGUUUUCAGAUCCAAAAACAAUUCCUCAGUGAUGUGGCUCAAGCUCUUGAUGUUGGCGUAGCUGGUCCUCUCAUGGGCAUUGUUCAGUAUGGCGAUGACCCUUCUACAGAAUUUAACCUCAAAACUCAUGCAAACUCCAGGGAUGUGAAAAAUGCCAUUGAGAAAAUUCCACAGAAAGGAGGGCGUUCCAAUGUUGGGAAGGCACUUUCAUUUGUUAACAAAAACUUCUUUUUGGAUACCAAUGGAAACCGAGGUGGAGCACCCAAUGUGGCCAUAGUGCUGGUGGAUGGAUGGCCCACUGAUAAGGUGGAGGAGGCCUCCAGACUGGCAAGAGAAUCUGGAAUCAACAUUUUCUUUGUCACCAUUGAAGGAGCUGAUGAAAACGAAAAACAGAAUGUUAUUGAACCCAACUUUGUGGACAAGGCUGUAUGCAGAACAAAUGGCUUCUAUUCCAUUAACGUGCCAAGCUGGUUCAACCUACGCAAGGUAGUCCAGACCUUGGUGAAGCGGGUCUGCGAUACUGAUCGGCUGGCUUGCAGCAAGACGUGUCUAAAUUCAGCUGACAUUGGCAUUGUAAUUGAUGGUUCCAGCAGCGUUGGCACUGGCAAUUUCCGCACUGUCCUCCAAUUUGUAGCCAACAUAAGCAAAGAGUUUGAGAUUUCAGACACCGACACCCGUAUUGGAGCUGUGCAGUACACCUAUGAGCAGAGGCUAGAGUUUGGAUUUGACAAACACAGCACUAAGCAAGAUGUCCUGAAUGCUAUUAAGCGAAUCAACUACUGGAGUGGAGGGACCAGCACUGGAGCAGCCAUCAACUAUGCCUCUGAACAGCUCUUCAGCAAAUCCAAACCCAACAAGAGGAAGAUAAUGAUUCUCAUCACAGAUGGCAGGUCUUAUGAUGAUGUCCGAGUGCCAGCCAUGACAGCUCAUCAAAAUGGGGUCAUAGCUUAUUCUGUUGGAAUUGCCUGGGCAGCCCAGGAUGAACUGGAAUCCAUUGCAACAGACCCGGAUAAAGAGCAUUCCUUCUUCGUGGAUGAAUUUGACCAUCUCUACAGAUUCGUUCCUAGGAUCAUCCAGAACAUUUGUACAGAGUUUAAUUCACAGCCCCGGAACUGA